Caenorhabditis briggsae is the source of this 849-nucleotide messenger RNA. The record is from RefSeq and is a predicted model, not a curated record. Gene Ontology annotation, cellular component: cell junction; plasma membrane. Gene Ontology annotation, biological process: positive regulation of hippo signaling. Lineage: Eukaryota; Metazoa; Nematoda; Chromadorea; Rhabditida; Rhabditidae.
UUUCAACAAAUCCGGCAGACUGUUGCGAACCAAAUUGAGCACAUUGAUACUGCCCUUCCACAAUUAGAUUUUGCCAAACUUGAGAAACAACUAACAACAGCGGCGAAGGAAAGAGAAGACGUGGAACGGAGGAUGGCAAUUGAUUACAUUCCCGAGAGAGACGCCUGGGUAAAACAUACUACCUUAAGUCAUCAUCGAAAACUCAACUCUAUUUUGAGACUUCCUCCAAGCAAAAAUUUACAGGUUUGUUUUAUGAAUGAGCUUAGUGAGACAGAUACAAACGGAGAAGAAUCUGAAGAUUCUGAUAUGGAGCACACUCACGUUAGAAAAAGCAAAUCGGUACCGAACUUAAAAAAUGCCGCAAAUCCUGAUCUUUUGGAUCCAAAAACAUUGAACGAGUUGGUUGAAAAACUUGACAGAAAUCUUAAGCUCAGUGAAAACGAGCGGUGUAAAAUGCUGCGACACGUAGCUCAACGGGUGAUGCGAAUUGCUGAAGAAAGAGCGAAAACGUCACUGGCAGAAUAUAGAAGGCGAAGAUCUAAAGCAAGUGAAAUUCCGCGACAAGCAAGGCAGUAUUUGAGCAAAACUAAACUGCCGGAUAUUCGACUAAUCCAUCAACAGAUCGAAGAAGCCAUAAGUCGAAAAAACACUGAGCUAGUGGGACUCCUUUUGGAACGGGACAACCUACACAUGGAACAUGACUCAUUUAGACUUGAUAUUGACGACUAUACUCAACAAAAAUCACCGGUACAUAUGAUAUUACAAUUAGAAUACUGUAAUUAUUUUCAGCUGAUCUUCCUUGACAUGAAGCAAUUGGUGCAGCUUCAGAAAAAACUGGAAAACAACUGA